AAUGGAAGUCUCUAUUGGAAUUUACUUAUAUAUUUAACUGUGUUCUAAUGUAGUUAUGCGGGUGAUGCGUUAUAACAUUUAUUUAAUUUCAAGUGAUCCGUAUUUUCGGAUUAAUUAGAUUUGAAGGUGACGAUAAAACUGUGAGUUUAGUGUAAAUGAAGUCAGUGGCAAAUAUUGUGCAGCGUAGUAGUUGAUGGAGAUGGAGCUCAACGCAAAGGUUGGCAACUCUGCUUCCUCACAAGCCCCGGCCGCCGACCAGCGCACUGGGGCUCCACCGCACAUCGCGCCCGUCUCGCACCCCGCUGCCUCCCGCCCGUUCCCCAUCGCUCGCUCCGACCGGGAAUUUAUCUGGCGAGAACCAAAAACUGCCUCUGCCCAACUCAUCAUAUCAACAUUUGACAUGUGAGAAACUGAGCACCAGCACACA
Messenger RNA from Gryllus bimaculatus (two-spotted cricket), 427 nucleotides. The record is from the annotation of a GenBank genome assembly. Lineage: Eukaryota; Metazoa; Arthropoda; Insecta; Orthoptera; Gryllidae.